Molecule: messenger RNA, 1438 nt
Organism: Lampris incognitus (smalleye Pacific opah)
Lineage: Eukaryota; Metazoa; Chordata; Actinopteri; Lampriformes; Lampridae
Gene: tor1
Product: torsin family 1
Exons: 5
Coding region: 184-1197 (337 amino acids)
Biological process (GO): nuclear membrane organization; protein localization to nucleus
Cellular component (GO): nuclear envelope; endoplasmic reticulum lumen; endoplasmic reticulum
Molecular function (GO): ATP binding; kinesin binding; ATP hydrolysis activity
Source: RefSeq, a predicted model, not a curated record
CAAUGACGGUUUAGGACUGACGUCAGUCUAGCCUUGCGCGUGCUCGAGCCUGUGGCGCGCCCUCCCGGUUCGCCCUGCAAUAUCAGCUCUCUUUAGCUUACAAGUCGGAGUUGUCUCAAUAAAUCACCUUUUAUUGGAUACGCGUAAUGGUUUUCGUGAAUAAACCGUCAACGGUCGCAUGAGAUGGCGCCCGAGAAGCGCCACGUUUUGCUGUGCUGGAUUCUGGUGUGCACCAGCGGGGCCUUGGCGAUUGAACCCGUCAGCACCAGCAUUGCAGUUGGCAUGGCAGCAGCCCUCACCGGCUUUUUAGCCCGCUACCAGAAUAUAUUCUACUAUUUCCACGAAUGCUGUCGGCCGGAGUGGAUUUCUUUUAACAAAUCAGGUUUGGAGGCUGACCUGCAGCGCAAACUGUAUGGACAGCACAUAGCAUCACGCACAAUUCUGAAAGCUGUGACUGGAUUCAUGAACAACGACAACCCGAAAAAGCCUCUUGUCCUUUCUCUCCAUGGAUCGAGCGGUACAGGGAAGAAUUUUGUUAGUCAGUUGAUUGCCCAAAACAUUUACAAGGAGGGGAUGGAAAGCAAUUUUGUCCACACAUUUAUAUCAACGUUUCACUUCCAACAUGUUGAAAAACUUGAGCUCUAUAAGAAUCAGUUACGGGAGUGGAUUAAAGGCAAUGUCACCAACUGUGCAGAAUCCAUGUUCAUCUUUGAUGAAAUGGACAAGAUGCACCCUAGCCUGACUGAUAGCAUAAAGCCUUUCCUGGAUUACUAUGUCAAACUGGAUGGAGUCAGCUAUCGGAAAGCCAUCUUCAUUUUCCUCAGUAAUGCUGGAGGAGAUGGUAUUACGCAAGCAGCUUUGGACUUCAAGAAAUCAGGGCGAAAGCGAGAGGAUAUGGAACUGAAAGACCUGGAAACACUACUCUCUCUGUCAGUUUUCAACAACAAGAAAAGUGGCUUUUGGCAUACAGACUUAAUAGACAAGAACCUUGUGGACGUCUUUGUUCCAUUCUUACCUCUGGAAUACCGACAUGUUAUCCAGUGUGCCAAAACUGAGAUGGAAGCAAGGGGCUGGGAACAAAAUCAAAAUAUUGCUAUCCAGGUGGCCCAGGAAGUUGUUUACUAUCCUAAAGAGGACAGAGUCUUUUCUGUCAAAGGCUGCAAAACUAUAUCGUCCAAACUAGAUUACUAUAAAUGAACUCAGAUUCCGAUGGAGGUGCUUUUAUUUACAGACUGUGUACACUUUGUAAAAAACUGCUCUCAAACGGAUGACAGAUGAGAGGAAAUAAAGUUAGAUUAACAACAGAGUGAUAUGGAGGACAUCAUCAGGACCUCUCUCUUACACUUAAUGGACUAGCUGCUUGGACAGCAUGAGGGCAAUGAAUUAAAAGAAGACAGAAGAUUUCAGUGAAAUCUUGGUAACUAAUCAAGGUGCGAGA